AUGGCGCAAGAGUCAAAAGAUUCCGGGCCUGUGUCUGAAACACUCCCCGAUGCUCCAGCUCCUGCAAAACCGUCGGUCAAGUCGUUCAAGCAAGUUCCUUGGAAGAAGUAUGCGAAAUUGAAAUUGAAGUUUGAGCUCGCCUUACGAGAGAGCGAGAGCUUAAUCCGCGAAGAGCUCCGAAUUGAAGACUUAUCCAAGCGAAUUCAGGAACAGAACGACCAACUACUCGAGGUGCUUAUGGAAUUUAAUGAGAGCAUUCAUGUCCCAUCUUCAUUGCGAUACGACCUGAAUCUACCCGAUGAUCCUCCUCCCCUGCACGCAGCCGAACAAGAGAUCACUCCCCUUGUCAAUGACGAGACCCUUGCCCGAACAGCACUGAAAGAGGCUAAAUCCGGAUUGGCCAGUGGAAGCCUUUCUCCCAGUGCUUACCGUCAAGUGGAAGAAAGCAUCAAGCGGAACAAGGCAUUCGCACCGGGUAUCAAAUACAGCGAUCUCCUUAAGAUACAACACAGCGGAAUGAAGGCUCCAGGAAAUGGGUCAAAAGAGGCAGAUGCCUUGGACCACAAGCUUGGAUAUAUGACACCAGAGCACGAGGCCGACUUCUAUUUAGCCCUCGAUGCUAAACUUGGAGAUGAGGCCGCAGAAACACGUCUUGCGCGCAUGCCAAAUCCACCAACAUUCGCGGAACGAGAGAAAGAGGCCUCAAUGCGAAAUCCUGCAUCUGUUUUCAACUGGCUGCGCCGUAACCAACCCCAUACUCUACAAGAGCACGAAGCUACAUCGGAUAAGUCUGCGCGGCCCGCCAAUUCCAGAUCAUCUAAACGUGCACCUGCACCGCGCAAGGAAGAAGAUACUAUCGAUGAAGAUGGUGCGGAAGUAGAGCCUACUCCAAAGGGGAAGCGCAAGCGGGAUGAUGAUACCGGAUAUCGCCCCAAGGGUGGAAGCAGCCGAUCUAAGAAGAAGAAGGAGGAUGCAACGCCGCGCAACUCCAAGAAGGCCUAG
Messenger RNA from Penicillium malachiteum, 1002 nucleotides. RefSeq lists its product as uncharacterized. The transcript has 3 exons. Gene Ontology annotation, biological process: chromatin remodeling. Bases 1 to 1002 code for a protein of 333 amino acids. The record is from RefSeq and is a predicted model, not a curated record. Gene Ontology annotation, cellular component: nucleus; Ino80 complex. NCBI's taxonomy places the organism in Eukaryota, Fungi, Ascomycota, Eurotiomycetes, Eurotiales, Aspergillaceae.